AUGUUAGAUGAAUAUGGUCAACGUUCACCACAAUUUCCUUCCAAAAAUGUACAUCCAAUUAGUCAAACAUUGUUCAAUCGUGUUGUUAAUACAACAGAGAGACAACAGCAAACACCAUCGUUCAUUGUCAUUUUAACAAUAGCCAUGGCAGCAUUAAUUACCGUUACAUCAACAUGUGUCGUCAUUUUUCUAUUAUGUAUAAGGUUACAAUGUUAUCGUAAGUUUCGUUCUCGCCGUCGCGAUAAUUCAUGGUCGGCAAAUGUUGUAAAAACAAGUAUAAACAACCAAAAUUCAUUAUCAAGUGUUUUACCUAAUUAUGGUUGUGUGACUCCAUCUAAUUCUCGUUAUCCUUCACUGCCAAUGACAACUGACUCAAAUCUUAGCUUACCAAAUAAUGAUGAAAUAAAAACAUUUGAUACAUAUAUUCAACAACAUACACCAUCUAUUCGUACUAACGAUGUUUACGAAGAAAUCACAUCCGGUACCGAUCAGUCACACCCAUGUUGUACAUGUACUCUCACAUGGAAACGUCAUUGUUUAAAACCCAUAGCAACGACAAAUCUACACCAUCCUGGUGUACAUUUAUAUUAUGCCUGUGAGCCACAACCAUCAGCGAUUGUUUGUCAAACGUGUCUACUCGAAUCAGCUGUAGUAUGUAGGACUAAAACGUUGCAACAACAACAAAAAUUACAACCAGAGUGUUUAUGUACGUGCAAUCAAGAAACGUUGAAAAAUAAUUUCUUUAUACCAAUACGCAGUACAAGUUGA
This is a messenger RNA of Didymodactylos carnosus, 768 nucleotides long. The record is from the annotation of a GenBank genome assembly. NCBI's taxonomy places the organism in Eukaryota, Metazoa, Rotifera, Eurotatoria, Philodinida, Philodinidae.